UUGAUUGGAUAAGUCAUGUUAAACCGGACUGGACCGGUUGGUGUGUGUGAAAAUGGCAGAAACUUUUAUACUCAACCUUGAGCUACACUCAGAAACGCGAACACAUCGAAGAAGGAAGCAGAAAUGUACAAAACUCAUCUCUUAUCCCUCUCCUCAUGCACACUUAAUCUAAACCUUCCUCUCUCUCCCUUCCUCGUCUCUCAGAGACAACCAUUGUCUCUCCACAAGCGCAAUCUUCCCUCUCUGUUCUCUGUUUCCGCUACUUCCGACAACAUGUCUGGUGAAAACGACGGCGGGAUGUCUGCUGACAAGAAAGGGUCUGGAACGACGGCGAGAGGAAGGAGAUUACUCAAAGUUAGAGAAGAGAAGAGGAAACGCGACUACGACCGUCUCCACGAUUACCCAUCUUGGGCAAAGGUACUGGAGAGUGCUUGUAAAGAUGAUGAAGAGCUUCGAGCUGUUCUUGGUGAUAGUAUAGGCAACCCCGAGCUCAUGAGAAAGAAGGUUGAAGAAAGGGUAAGGAAGAAGGGAAAAGACUUUCAGAAGCAGAAGAGUGGCUCUGUGCUUUCUUUCAAAGUCAGCUUCAGAGAUUUCAAUCCUGUUGACUCCUUCAUAUGGUUUGAGCUCUAUGGAUCGCCUUCAGAUCGAGAUGUUGAUCUUAUUGGAAGUGUUAUACAGGCGUGGUAUGUUAUGGGACGAUUGGGCGCUUUCAAUACAUCUAAUUUGCAGCUAGCAAACUCAUCAAUGGAAUAUGAUCCUCUCUACGACGCAGAGAAGGGCUUCAAAGUGAUGCCUUCAUCCUUCCAUGACAUCAGCGACGUUGAAUUUCAGGACAACUGGGGUCGUGUGUGGGUUGAUCUUGGUACCUCUGAUAUUUUCGCCCUUGAUGUGCUUCUCAACUCUUUGACAGUUGUGAGUUCAGAGUACUUGGGUAUUCAACAAGUAGUAUUUGGUGGGAAACGAAUGGGAGACUGGGAAGAGGGAAUGACAAAUCCGGAUUUUGGUUACAAGUACUUCAAGAUCUGAUGAAUCUUCUGAAAACAGUUUUGUUAUAUAUAGUCUCUUCUUUUGUGCUCUUGAGAACAUAACUAAACAAUGUUAAUGAAAGGAUUAAGCUAGAUCAAUACAACAGCCUAAAUGAAAAGAAUGGAAUCGGG
Brassica rapa (field mustard) is the source of this 1157-nucleotide messenger RNA. RefSeq lists its product as uncharacterized. The record is from RefSeq and is a predicted model, not a curated record. Lineage: Eukaryota; Viridiplantae; Streptophyta; Magnoliopsida; Brassicales; Brassicaceae.